Messenger RNA from Theileria equi strain WA, 270 nucleotides. RefSeq lists its product as hypothetical. The transcript has a single exon. Lineage: Eukaryota; Apicomplexa; Aconoidasida; Piroplasmida; Theileriidae. Bases 1 to 270 code for a protein of 89 amino acids. The record is from RefSeq and is a predicted model, not a curated record.
AUGCAUAAUGGUUUACCACAAGAUUUUGUCUCUGAUACAAAGCUUGAAGAAACUACCUCCACAUAUGCAGAGGAACAUGCAGACCAAGAGUUCGGAGAAGUGCCACUAGGAUUGCCUUCUGGUUCAUACAUUCUUGACGUUUCUCAGGCUGCAGAUGAAUACGUGAUCAAGAUUUAUGAGAGCCAGAAGAAUGGAGUGAGCGAGAGAAACUAUGAAGUCAUGGGGAAGGUUGAUAUAACUCAGGUUUUGGAUGAUGACAAGCAGAUAUGA